AUGUCAAACAACACUACAGGAUCGACCAGUUUGUCGGGAGGAACUUCUACAUUUGAAUACGGACCCAGUUCGAGCUACGAAAGUUCGUCGAUAUUUGAUAGCACAAGCGCCUGGUCGGAGUACCCCAGUAUUGGUAUCUCUUCAGGCUGGAAUGGAUAUUCUUCUGUCUUGUCACAUCAGACAUCUUUGAAAUCUUCACCUUACUACCCAACUGAACAUCGAACGACAGAUGGUUAUAUUCGCUCUUCAAGUGAGCGUUCCACAAAGCAUGCCACCAAGCAUGCCACUGAGCUGUCUCCAUUGAGCACGAGUUCAAAGAGGUCGAAGAAGCACUCAAGCUCCACACGCACAAAGUCAAGCUCAGAAAGCUUAGAAAGCUCACAAAUUCCAGAGCAAAGCUCUGCGUUUGCCUCUUCGAUAUCCACAUCAUCAGCUGCAUUGACCAGCUCUUCGAAUCCACAGAAUUCGGUCUCGCAGACUGCCUCUAUUGCACAACAGACUGCAUCUCCAGCUACCACGUAUACGCGACUCCAACCGUAUAUUAUCACUGCAGCCUCCACUACUUUCUCUACUACGCUGACAUCGGUUGCUACCGGAACGCAGGAGUCGACCAGUGUGAUUACAACAGACUUGGCGUACUUCAACCAACACAUACUGACUCAUACGCAAACUCAAUCAUCUGGCUUGAGUCGAGGAGCGAUCGCCGGAAUUGCCAUUGGUUCGAUUCUGGGUUCUGCACUCGCACUUUUCGUUGUAUUUUUAUUUUGCAGAAGAAAAAGAAGGCGAGGUGGUGAUGCUGAGACCCGGUUCUUUUCCGGUUUUGGAAAGUCCAAGCCGGAACGACCACGUUCUGGACCCCCGGUGUUCAAAGCAAGUGAGAAAUACGCAUUUUAUCCUCGAACUCCUGUGACAGAAACUCAACCGAUCUCAGGAACUACAGUACCUGCAUACAGCUCUACGAGAGUUCAGGAGGACCCAUUGGGGCUUUUCGAUCUGAGAGAUGGCCUUUUGCACAACCAGGAGGUUGCUCUGGCUGACUCGACCACCGAGGGCUCUUCUUCGGUUCCAAUCUACGAAUCCCCGGCUCCGCCAACAGAAAGGCUCAUGGAUGUGCUGUACGAGCAAGAUGAAACACCCGAACCACAUCCGGUUUUUUCGCCGACAUACAAAUCGAAACGCUUUGACCGGUAUAACGUCGGAAUCCCUAUACCCUUUGUUUCAGGAGCAGAUACAUUUGCAAAGAAGAAGCCUCCUCCACCACCGCCGCGUGCGAGACGGGCUGGUGUAGCAACUGAGUCUCCCUCAGAAUUUGUGGUCCAAGAUACAUUAUCUUCUAUGCAAUAUAGGCCACCACGGUCUUCUGAGUCUUCUUCUCUGUCUGGAUAUUCAUUUUCAGACGAAGAGGAUGACGAGAGCUGGAACUAG
Messenger RNA from Kuraishia capsulata CBS 1993, 1425 nucleotides. RefSeq lists its product as uncharacterized. The coding region runs from base 1 to 1425 and encodes 474 amino acids. The transcript has a single exon. Lineage: Eukaryota; Fungi; Ascomycota; Pichiomycetes; Pichiales; Pichiaceae. The record is from RefSeq and is a predicted model, not a curated record.